Sphenostylis stenocarpa is the source of this 2061-nucleotide messenger RNA. The record is from the annotation of a GenBank genome assembly. Lineage: Eukaryota; Viridiplantae; Streptophyta; Magnoliopsida; Fabales; Fabaceae.
AUGAUCAGAUACAAGCUGAAGCACACACACCGUCUUCAACCACUUCUAUUAUUGGUUUUCCUCUUUUUCAACUCCACAUGGGCCAUUGAUUUCGUCUUCAACGGCUUCAACUCCUCUGAAGUGUUGCUCUUUGGCAACGCCACCGUUGAUUCUCGAAUUCUAACACUCACCCAUAAGCAAACUUUCGCCAUCGGUCGUGCCUUGUACAAAGAAAAAAUUCCCACCAAGAAACCAAACUCUUCUUUUGUGUACCCUUUCUCCACCUCUUUCAUCUUUGCCAUGGCACCUUAUGAAGACACUCUUCCAGGGCAUGGCUUGGUUUUCAUCUUUACACCUGUUACGGGCAUCCAAGGCACAAGUUCUGCACAGAACCUUGGUCUGUUUAACCUCACUAAUAACGGAGACUCAAACAACCACGUGCUUGGUGUUGAGUUCGAUGUGUUCAUGAACCAAGAAUUCGAUGACAUCAACGCCAACCAUGUGGGGAUUGACAUAAACUCUCUCAAGUCAUUUGUUUCCAAUGAUUCUGGGUAUUGGCAAGAUGAUGGUGACAAGUCCUUUAAGGAAUUGACGCUUAACAAUGGUGAGAAUUACCAAGUUUGGAUUGACUACGAAGAUUCUUGGAUGAAUGUUACCAUGGCACCGGUGGGUAUGAAAAGACCUAGUAGGCCUUUGCUGAAUGUUUCCCUCAAUUUAUCUCAGGUUUUUGAGGAUGAAAUGUUUGUUGGGUUUACUAGUGCCACUGGUCAAUUAGUUCAGAGUCACAAGAUUUUAGGUUGGAGUUUCAGCAAUGAGAAUGUUUCGUUGAGUGAUGAACUUAUUACUACUGGGUUACCGUCUUUUGUUCUUCCAAAGGAUUCAAUUUUUAAGUCCAAGGGGUUUGUUGCAGGGUUUAGUGUUGGAGUUUUCUUAGUUAUUUGUGUCUUGGUUUUGUUGGCACUGAUUUUGAUUCAGAGGAAGCGUAGGAGAGAAAGGAAGAGGCAGGAAAUGGAAGAUUGGGAGUUGGAGUACUGGCCACACAGAAUGGUGUAUGAAGAAAUUGAGGCAGCAACAAAGGGGUUUUCUGAGGACAAUGUGAUUGGGGUUGGUGGGAAUGGGAAAGUCUACAGGGGUGUUUUAAGAGGAGGGGUGACUAUUGCUGUGAAGCGCAUUUCUCAUGAAAAUGAUGGCGUGCGAGAAUUUCUAGCCGAAGUUUCAAGCCUUGGGAGACUGAAACAAAGGAAUUUGGUGGGGUUGAGAGGUUGGUGCAAGAAAGAUGUUGGGAGUUUCUUGUUAGUCUAUGACUACAUGGAAAACGGUAGCUUGGACAAGAGGGUGUUUGAUUGUGAUGAGAGCAAGAUGUUAAGUUAUGAAGAUAGGAUAAGGAUUGUGAAAGAUGUGGCUUUUGCAGUUUUGUACUUGCACGAGGGGUGGGAAGCUAAGGUUGUGCAUAGGGACAUCAAGGCCAGCAAUGUUUUACUUGAUAAAGAUAUGAAUGGAAGGCUUGGGGAUUUUGGGUUAGCCAGAAUGCACAGCCACGGUCAAGUUGCAAGCACCACAAAAUUGGUUGGAACAGUGGGGUACAUGGCUCCUGAAGUGUUCAAGACUGGAAGAGCUUCCACUCAGACAGAUGUCUACAUGUUUGGUAUCUUGAUUUUAGAGGUCUUUUGUGGAAGGAGACCUCUAGAAGAGGGUAAGCCACCUUUGGUGGAGUGGGUUUGGCAACUAAUGGAACAAGGGCAAAUUGUUUUUGCACUUGAUGAAAGACUAAGGGCUAAGGGAGGGUUCAGUGAGCAAGAAAUGGAGAGGGUAAUGCACUUGGGUUUGUUGUGUGCCUACCCUGAACCAAAGGCCAGGCCCACAAUGAGACAAGUGGUGAAUGUUCUGGAGGGGAAGAACGAGGUUGAUGAUUCUGAAAUUGAGAAUAUGGAUAGUUAUUUGCUCCAACAGUUGAAAUCAAGGGAUAUACUGUCUGAGUAUUCCCAAUAUUUUAGCUAUGCCUCACACCCAACUUUUCAACAGAUUCGUCACUCUUCCUCAAUGUCUCUUACUUGGUCCAAAUCUGUCGUCGAGGGUAGGUGA